Oncorhynchus mykiss (rainbow trout) is the source of this 3342-nucleotide messenger RNA. RefSeq names its product frizzled-5-like. Lineage: Eukaryota; Metazoa; Chordata; Actinopteri; Salmoniformes; Salmonidae. Gene Ontology annotation, molecular function: Wnt receptor activity; Wnt-protein binding. Gene Ontology annotation, biological process: non-canonical Wnt signaling pathway; canonical Wnt signaling pathway. The record is from RefSeq and is a predicted model, not a curated record. Gene Ontology annotation, cellular component: plasma membrane.
GGGUAAUGAAACCGAGUGCUCGAGGACUGGCGCUCUGGAUGAGGUGGGCGUUCUGUAGCGGGACGAGAGGGGUCUCCUGAGUUAUUUCGGCUCGAGCGCAGUGAGAUGUGUAGCGCAACACAGUGAUACCUGCUAAUAUCAUUGGAUACAAAUUUGGAAAACAAGUGCUUUAGUUUGGAAUAAAACGUCUUUGUGGUUAUCCAAGUGAUCGGACAAAGGCAAGCGUAACAAGUUUCCCAAACUUUAGAUAGAGAGGAGUGUAAACCUGUUUUCUACCUCUACAUUAGGAACCCGAGAGCUGCUGCAUAAAGAGUGGAUUCUGUUUUUGUUGGAUUUUAAUCUGGACUUCAAAUUAAACACAUUAUUUUCCUAAAAUUUCUUCAAAUAUUUUUGCUUCCAACUGUUUUUAUUGAGUAGAGAGCCUGUGACCGAGGCACGGGUGACUUCACCUGUCAUGCGGAAUACAAACUGUAGGAAUAUGAAAUCGUUUCCGGAUUAAGCCUGCGGUUACAGUUGUUACAUUUAUUGGCGCGUGACCUAACUGCAAGUAAAGAGGAAAUUCAAUUUUCAACUCAUGUAAUUGUAAAGCUCGGUGAAUGAUUUACAAUUCGACCUCUUUAGACCCUCGACUUGGUGCUUUAGUCCAUCUUUCGAAAUCCUCACACAUGUUUAAUUGAUUCGUUGGAUUAAACAACAGUGAACGUUUAUUUAGAUUUUUCCCGGACCUUUACUGCAUUUAUAAUCACCAUGGUUCAUUCGAAAGGUGCUCAUGCUGUUGGAACAUAAACUUGUGGUCUGGAAUGAAACUUGUCGGUGAUUUAUAGAACAGAGGACUCUGGGCAUGCUGCUGGAGCAAUUACUCUCUCCUGGGAUUUCAUAUUUCCGAGAUGCAGUCAUAAAUUAAAGGAAGGACUGAGCUGAGAAAAUACUCAAGUUCACAGCACACAGUGCAAUUUUUCUACCUAUAUUUCUUUCUGGAAAUAUCCCACUUUCCAAUGGCGACCACAGUAAAACCCCCGCUAUGCGGUGUCGUCCGUUGGCUGCUCGUGCUGCUCCUCUCCCAGCUGCCCCGGCUCGCACAAACUGCCUCCAAGGAUAUAGUGUGUGAGCCCAUCACGGUGCCCAUGUGUAAGGGCAUCGGAUACAACCUCACCUACAUGCCCAACCAGUUCAACCACGACACCCAGGAGGAGGUGGGCUUGGAGGUCCAUCAGUUCUGGCCCCUGGUCCGCAUCCACUGCUCCCCAGACCUGCUCUUCUUCCUGUGUUCCAUGUACACCCCUAUCUGUCUGCAGGACUACAAGAAGCCCCUGCCCCCCUGCCGCUCUGUAUGUGAGCGGGCCAAGCGAGGCUGCUCCCCCCUCAUGAUCCAGUAUGGUUUUGAGUGGCCAGAGAGGAUGAGCUGUGAGCAGCUGCCUCAGCUGGGAGACGAGACUCUGUGUAUGGACCAGAAUAGUAGCGAGACCACCACCCUUUCCCCUCCCUUGCCCAAACCCACCCCCAAAGGCACCCGCCGAAGGCAGCCCGCCCCCAAGCCCCCCGCCCCCCAGGAGUGUGACCGCGACUGCCGUUGUCGGGACCCUCUGGUGCCUAUCAAGAAAGACGCUCACCCCUUAUACAACCGGGUCCACACUGGCCCUGUGGAUAACUGUGCCCAGCCCUGCCACCACCCUUACUUCUCCCAGGACGAACGCACCUUCACCACCUUCUGGAUCGGCCUGUGGUCCAUCCUGUGCUUCGUCUCCACCCUGACCACUGUUGCCACCUUCCUCAUCGACAUGGAGCGCUUUCAGUACCCUGAGAGACCCAUCAUCUUCCUGGCUGCCUGCUACCUUUUUGUCUCCCUGGGCUACAUUAUACGACUAGUGGCAGGUCACGAGAGGGUGGCGUGCGCUGGGAGCGGAGACCAGCAGCACAUCCUGUAUGACACCACUGGCCCACCUCUGUGUACCCUGGUCUUCCUGCUCAUCUACUUCUUCAGCAUGGCCAGCUCCAUCUGGUGGGUGGUGCUCUCCCUCACCUGGUUCCUGGCCGCGGGCAUGAAGUGGGGCAACGAGGCGAUUGCUGGUUACUCCCAGUACUUCCACCUGGCUGCCUGGCUGAUCCCCAGCGUCAAGUCCAUCGUGGUCCUCGCUCUGAGCUCUGUGGACGGAGACCCAGUGGUGGGGAUCUGCUACGUGGGGAACCAGAGUCUGGAGAGUCUGCGGGGGUUUGUGUUAGCUCCCCUGGUGGUCUACCUCUUCACCGGCUCCCUGUUCCUCCUAGCGGGCUUUGUGUCUCUGUUCCGCAUCCGCAGCAUCAUCAAACAGGGAGGGACCAAGACCGACAAACUGGAGAAGCUGAUGAUCAGGAUUGGAUUGUUCACGGUGCUUUACACAGUUCCUGCUACUAUAGUAGUAGCCUGCCUGGUGUACGAGCAGCACUACAGGCCUGGGUGGGACCGGGCUCUAUCCUGCUCGUGUCAGGCUGAGAGACAGAGGCUGGGCCUGGGGCCCGACUACGCCGUCUUCAUGUUGAAAUACUUCAUGUGUCUGGUGGUGGGGAUUACGUCUGGCGUGUGGAUCUGGUCCGGAAAGACCCUGGAGUCAUGGAGGAGGUUCACCGCUCGCUGCUGCCUCUGCUGGGCCUCCAAGCCCACCGCACCCCCCUCAUUGUACAGCGAGGCCAGUACGGCCCUCACAGGACACCCCAGUGCGGCCCUGCCACCAGGGUCCUACCACAAACCUGCCCUGCCCUCACAUGUGUGAACGGGACCCUAGAGGGUAGAGAGGCCACGAAUGCACGUGUCCAGUGAUAGCCCCCCUGUCAUAUGUGUGACUGGGAACGUGCCUCACCUGGAAAUUGGACAAGAUGGUGACUGUGAUAAAAACACCAUAUACAGCUCUCUGGAAGGAAAAGGGACAGAGGACAAGGAGAUAACCAAGUAAUUCCACAGGUUCUAAAUAGAACAUUUAUCGACCAACCAGCCUCACUAGCUCUUCUUGGAACAUGAAGAACAGACACAAAUGUGUUUUAACAGGAAAGAAAUGGGACGUUUGUAUCAUAUGAACUCUGUGGUACUUCCGAUGCGCCGUGCUGCUUUGGUAAAGUACCACUACUUCAAAAGAGCCACUAGAACAUUCUCUGAGAGGGGGAAAAUGGAGAUGUGUUUUUAUGUGUAUAAACCAGUACUCCUGUCAAUCUAUCUGGACCAUUAGAGAUGACUCAUUAUUUAUUCCUGUAUUCAUUACCAGUCAUACAUUUGGACACACCUACUCAUUCAUGGGUUUAAAAAAAAAAUAUGACUAUUUUCUACAUUAUAAAAUAAUAGUGAUGACAUCAAAACUAUGAAAUAACACAUAU